GCACAAGAUUGAAAAUGGCCUUUGUAUUUUUGCAGCCCGAAACCUGUCAAAUAUUCAAAAUAUGAAGUGACUUAUAUUAAUUCUUUAGUCGAUUGUGUAACUAUAUUUCAAUUUAAACAUUUUCAUAUACAUACGCUUAUAAUAAAUAGUUUUAAAACUAUUUAUGUGAUUUCUAUUUGUGAACGCCGGUGGAGGUUAUGAAAUAAAAAUAUUUUAUAAAACCUAUUGGUUAUUAUGUUUUAAGAUAUAACUGCUCCACAAAGUAUUUACAGCUGCAAAAAGUGUUACACUCAAAAUGUCGAGAAUACUACAUAACCGUUUGAGAUCAUCCCUCAAGAAACCAACAGCAUGGUCAUGUUUCGACAAACGAGCUGUUGCUUUCUCAAUAUGGACUGGAAAGAGCAUGUUGUUGUACAAACCUAUUGAUCCAAUUAAUAUACCAAGGAGAAAGUAUGGUAUGCUGAUAGCUAGAGCAGUCAGAGGAGUGUUGAAGAUCAGAUAUCUUGUAUUGGGAGGUGCAGUGGGGGGAGGGAUGACAUUAAAUAAGAAAUAUUCAGAAUGGAAAGAUGGUCUCCCCGAUAUGGGCUGGCUGAAUGACCUCCUUCCUGAUAAUGAGCAAUGGAAUCGGUUUACAACAACUUUACUUGAUGCUAAGGAUCGGAUUAGUGACCAAUUACAGAUAGGUCGCGAGUUGACGCUGAGCCUGGCCGCAGAUCCCCGGCUGCGCGACGCGGGUGUGGAGCGCGCGGCCGAGCUGCGGGCCUGGCUGGCGCAGCGCUACGAGGACGCGGUCGCCGCAGCCGCUGCCAACACCGAACCCGCUCCACAACAGAUACAGAACAACUUGCAGAGUAGACCUGCGCCGAGCUCCGCUGGCGGGAGGGGGUCGGCAGAGGAGGCGGCUGCUUAUGAGAAGCGAGUACACGCGCUGCAGGAGGAGGUGCUGGCGCUGCAAGCACGCUACCAGCGCGAGCUGCAGCGCCUGGAGCAGGAGAACAGGGAGCUGCGCCAGCAGAACAUGCUGCUGCGGCAGGGCAGGCAGCCCCCUGCUAGGAAACUGAAGCGGUCGUUAAUCGAUAUGUACUCCGCGGUGCUGGAUGAGCUGUCAGGCUGGGAGUCAGGCGAGGCCGGCAGACUGCCGCGAGUGGUGGUGGUGGGAGACCAGUCUGCGGGAAAGACCUCCGUGCUGGAGAUGAUCGCUCAGGCUAGGAUAUUCCCGAGGGGAGCUGGCGAAAUGUGCACUAGGGCUCCAGUGAAAGUGACCCUGUCUGAGGGUCCGUACCACGUGGCGCAGUUCCGCGACUCCUCGAGGGAGUUUGAUCUCAACAAAGAAUCUGAUCUGGCUGAUCUACGCAAGGAGGUGGAGCUGCGCAUGCGCAACAGCGUGCGCGGCGGCCGCACAGUCUCCACUGACGUGAUCGCCAUGUCGGUGCGCGGGCCCGGCCUGCCGCGCAUGGUGCUCGUCGACCUGCCCGGCGUCAUCUCCACGCAAACGGUGGAUAUGGCAUCAGACACGCGCGAUGCCAUCAAGCAGAUGACACGCACUUACAUGGACAACCCCAACGCCAUCAUACUCUGCAUACAGGACGGGUCUGUGGACGCGGAGCGCAGCAACGUGACGGACCUGGUGUCCUCCUGCGACCCUCAGGGCAAGAGGACCAUCUUCGUGCUCACCAAGGUGGACCUCGCGGAGGAGAACCUCGCCAACCCCAACAGGAUCCGGCGCAUCCUGGAGGGCAAGCUGUUCCCGAUGCGCGCGCUGGGCUACUACGCGGUGGUGACGGGCCGCAGCCGCAAGGACGACUCCAUACAGAGCAUACGAGACUACGAGGAGAGGUUCUUCAGAUCAUCCAAAUUGUUCAAGGACGGGUUGGUGACACCCUCGCAAGUGACGACACGCAACCUGUCGCUGGCGGUGGCGGAGUGCUUCUGGCGCAUGGUGCGCGCCACCGUGGAGCAGCAGGCAGACGCCUUCAAAGCCAUGCGCUUCAACCUCGAGACUGAGUGGAAGAACACAUUCCCCAGGUUGUUUUUACAGGUUCUACGCGUGCUGCAGUUAAACGCAUUACAGGACCGCUGCGUAGCUUCGCGUGCGGACUGGGACGCUGCCGUCGCCCUAAUGGAGACCGCCUUGAAGGAGAAACUCAGCGCCGUCGAUGAGGAACUGAAAUCACUUACAGGUCCUGGUCUCCGCGAGCGAUGGCUGUACUGGCAGUCGUCAUCGGAGGAGCAGCAACGGCGCGGCGCGGUGCGAGCCGAGCUGGAGCGGCUUGGCUCCAGUCGACCCAGCCUGGCUCAUGAUGAGGUGGUCGCGGUGCGUGACAACCUGCGCAGGCAGGGCGUGGACGUAGAUAAUGAUUAUAUACGGGAAACCUGGAAACCUGUCUAUUUAAAACACUUCCUGGAGCGAGCGCAGACGCGGGCUCGCGACUGUAAGAAGAGCUUUUAUUUGUACAGUCAGCAAAACGGCACUGGACAGAAGGAGUGCUGCGAGGUGGUGAUGUUCUGGCGCGUGUGGGCGACGCUGCGCACCACCGCCAACGCGCUGCGCCAGCAGAUCGGCAACAGGGAGGCGGCGCGACUCGACAGGGACCUGCGGGAGGUGCUCGACGAGAUGUCAGCUGACCCCGAGUUGAAACAGAAACUACUGUCUGGAAGACGAGUGGAGCUCGCAGAGGAACUCAAGAGAGUUCGCCAAGUGCAGGAGAAAUUAGAAGAAUUUAUAGAGGCUCUGAACAAAGAGAAAUAAUAUUGUAUAUAUGGAAUAUGUAUCACAUGACACACACACUGUUUUAUACUUAUAUGUUACUAGUUGUAUCGCGCGACUUCGCCCUGGUCAAAUAAAAAAAUAAAAAUAGCCUAUGUUAUAUAAAGUAGCUUUUUAAUGGUGAAAGAUUAUUUGAAAUCUAUCCAAUAGAUUUUUGAGUUAUUUCAAUAUAUACAAAGAGACAGAUUUUUCCCCUUUUAAUGAAUUAUCCGAUAUACAAUUUGUACAAUUAGGGAAUUUGUCGGUGUUACUAAUCAGGGACAGUUGUUUUAAUGAUUUUAACGCAUUAUGACUAUUUAUAACCGAUAGAACGUUUUGUAUAUGUACGAAAAUACAUGGAUUUUCAACAAUUGUUAAUUAUUCUUAUUGAUUAUUAGUAAGAAGAGUUGAAAUUUGUAAUGAAUUCCUUCCACCGCGGAUCUCCCCGACUGUACCUAAUAUUGUUAUUAUGUGAGUUAAUUAUUGAGCUAUAGAUAAAUCAUGCUAAACUAUUCGAAUUGUUUUUUUAACCAUUUAGACAUGUUUAGUUCUGAGAAGUAACUACUUAAUAGUUAAAUAAAUGAAAUUGUAAAGCAAAGAGAAGUUAUUGACUUGAGUAUUCAUUCUGGAUUUUUUCUAAUAAAAGAUGUAUAACAUUGUAACUUAUUUAUUAUGAAAUUAUACCUUUGGGUUU
Messenger RNA from Papilio polytes (common Mormon), 3440 nucleotides. RefSeq names its product dynamin-like 120 kDa protein, mitochondrial (gene Opa1). Gene Ontology annotation, cellular component: mitochondrial membrane; microtubule; cytoplasm. The record is from RefSeq and is a predicted model, not a curated record. The transcript is spliced from 19 exons. Gene Ontology annotation, molecular function: GTPase activity; microtubule binding; GTP binding. Gene Ontology annotation, biological process: mitochondrial fusion. NCBI's taxonomy places the organism in Eukaryota, Metazoa, Arthropoda, Insecta, Lepidoptera, Papilionidae. The coding region runs from base 296 to 2749 and encodes 817 amino acids.